Messenger RNA from Suillus subalutaceus, 1548 nucleotides. RefSeq lists its product as uncharacterized. The transcript is spliced from 2 exons. The record is from RefSeq and is a predicted model, not a curated record. Bases 57 to 1391 code for a protein of 444 amino acids. NCBI's taxonomy places the organism in Eukaryota, Fungi, Basidiomycota, Agaricomycetes, Boletales, Suillaceae.
UCUACAACCACCAAGUAUAACUAUCGAACAGCACCAAGAGACUCAUUCACAGAUUUAUGGCUCGUCAGGCUAAUCGCAAGCUGGCAGCAUCGAAGACGCGAUCAGGCACUCCGAUGCGUUCUGUCGCCACCAUCAAACAAUCCCAAGGCUCAUCUUUGGGCCACAAACGCCGGCACUUUAAGCAAGAACAUAUCAAGCGGCAGCGGAGGCAACUUGCUUUCGGGGUUCAAAAGGCAAGGCGUGAACGCUGGGCUCAAGCUGCUCGCGAAACACAAAGCAUUGUUCUUGGGGAUGGCAAGUACAUCGAAGAGAAACUUUCUUCUACUUCUGUUUCAUGUAUCAUGCCCCCUACCCAUAUCUCUCCGCUUGUCUCUUGCCCUGGUAACGCCUCGCUACAAGUAAACCCAUCUCAUUAUCAAGGACCGCAUACCAUGAUCACAACGCAUGUCACACAUGACAUAUCAUCACAAAUCAUUUUAAGCAAGCAGGGAACAACGUUGUUCCCUCAUUAUUUGCCAUCUUUGGCUGACUGGCGCAAGCCUCCCACAGUCUCUCCUUCCCGAACCAAGUCGACUAGUUUUUUGUUUGUUGCUAGCUCUACGCUUACGGCUGCUCGGCAACUGCACGAGCGGCGACCAGAUCUUACUCGUAGUUCGCCGUAUUCGCUCUCUACCACGUCAAUUGGAGUCCUUUCCUUUGCUUCACCCAAACGUCCCGGUGGAGGCUAUCUACACGGCGGUAAUGAGCAAGAAGAGAUCCUCGCUAGGUCUUCAUCGCUCGUAGCUAGUCUCCAGGCCGACCAAGGCAAGGAGUUUUACACCACCCACAGGAAAUUUGUUAGCGUCGACGGAGCUGGCCUUCAUGAUCACUCCAUGGUAUACAGCCCAGGUGUUGUCACCUUUCGCCAAGAUGAUAGUGAUGACACAUCUCCACUGACAACUGCAUCGUCAAAUAACUUCACCCCUCCUUAUCUUAUUAAUGUUCUCUCGGCUGUGCCUGUCAACGCAGCUGCAAUACGUCAGAACUACAGCAUCACUCCAUCAAACGCUCAUAUCUUUGCGGACGGCAUACAUGACAAGAUGCGGGACCGGAUGGCAAGGGCACUUCGCAUCUUUGAGACACGUGGUGACCGAGCUCUCGUCCUCGGUGCGUUUGGGUGCGGUUCCUGCGAGAACAAAGUUGAAAUGAUCGCGGAGAUCUGGGCUGACCUCCUUGUAUGUGGGGAAGGUGAAGAGAAUCGUGAAGAUGGGAAGACGACUGUUUCGCGCGCGGCGUUCAAAGACUCGUUUGAAGAAGUUGUGUUCGCUGUUCCCGGUAAAUUAUAUGAACCCUUCAAGAAGGCGUUUGAUAUGAGAGUUUUCGAAGCGGAGGUAUCUCAGGCAGCUACCUAGUAUAUGGUUUUCAUAUUCUCACGCCUCAUGAGUUUGAGAGUACUGUACUAAUCUUUGUUACCUAUAUCGUUUUAUAUCCUCUUCCUUUUGUGCAUUGUCUGUGUGUAUCAGUAGUACUGUUGCAAAUAUGUUGGAUGUUUGCCUCAUUCGAGAUUUC